Gamsiella multidivaricata is the source of this 1353-nucleotide messenger RNA. Its product is annotated as Dihydroorotate dehydrogenase-domain-containing protein. Gene Ontology annotation, molecular function: dihydroorotate dehydrogenase activity. The record is from RefSeq and is a predicted model, not a curated record. Lineage: Eukaryota; Fungi; Mortierellomycota; Mortierellomycetes; Mortierellales; Mortierellaceae. The transcript has 4 exons. Gene Ontology annotation, biological process: 'de novo' pyrimidine nucleobase biosynthetic process; pyrimidine ribonucleotide biosynthetic process. Gene Ontology annotation, cellular component: mitochondrial inner membrane; cytoplasm. Bases 1 to 1353 code for a protein of 450 amino acids.
AUGAAUUCUCUCACAUCUAUCCUGCGUCGCCAGCGUCAGCUGCCUGCAUUGCCGCGGGUCUAUGGUGCCCAGCGCAUCCCACCUUCAGCAAUGGUCCGCCAUUAUGCCACGGUCCGCAAGGAACAUACGACCACCUCUAAGACGAUCAACUUUAUCCUCGGCACCGGUAUCGUCGUCGGAGGUCUAGUCGGAAUCUCAUAUGGAUUCGACUCGCGUGCCUCCAUCCACAAGUAUGUGCUCGUUCCCUUGAUGCACUGGACCAUGGACCCCGAGACGGCUCAUAAGGCCGGCAUUAAGCUGUUGAGCAUGGGAAUUAGCCCCUGGGAUACACAGCACGAUGACCCCACAUUGGAAGUCAAGCUCUGGAACAAGACCUUCUCAAACCCAGUGGGAAUAGCUGCUGGAUUCGACAAACAUGCCGAGGCAAUUGACGGACUGUUUGAUCUGGGAUUCGGCUAUGUUGAGGUUGGAAGCGUCACUCCUGAGCCCCAGCCUGGUAACCCUCAACCUCGUAUGUUCCGCCUUCCAGAGGACAAGUGCGUGAUUAACCGCUACGGAUUCAACUCGGAGGGCCACAAGGCGGUCGAGACGCGUCUUCGCCAGCGUAUCAAGCGGUUCUUGUACAAACAUGCUCAGUCCUUUGUGGAUCAUCUCUCCACCAACCGCUCUCUGCGCGAUGACCGUAUCUUGGCCGUGAACUUGGGCAAGAACAAGGCCUCGACACCGGAAUCUGUGGAAGACUACGUACUGGGUGUCGAGCGUCUCGGACACUAUGCGGAUGUUUUGGUUGUCAAUGUCUCGUCACCUAAUACCCCCGGACUGAGGUCAUUGCAGCGCAAGGACAUGCUUGAGGACUUGUUGCGUCAGGUUAUCAGUGCUCGCGACCGCCUGCAGUCCGCUUACAAACCCCCAUUGCUGGUUAAGAUCGCACCCGAUCUAUCGGAAGAAGAGCUCAAGGAUGUUUCUGAGGCAGCUUUGUCAACCAAGGUGGACGGUAUCAUCAUUUCCAACACAACAAUUUCGAGGCCCAGCACAUUGAUCAACAAGGAGAACGCAAAGGAAGUCGGAGGACUUUCGGGACCCGUCGUCAAGCCUCUGGCUUUGCGGGCUCUUCGCCAGGUUUACAAACAUACCGGAGGAAAGAUUCCUUUGGUCGGCUGCGGAGGUAUCUCUACUGGCGAGGAUGCUUUGGAAUACGCUAGAGCAGGAGCAAGCAUGGUGCAACUUUACAGCAGUAUGGCGUAUGAGGGGCCAGGAAUCGCUCGUGCUGUGAAGGACGGCAUCGUCAAGGGUUUGAAUGGACGCAAGUGGAUGGACAUUGUUGGCGAGGACACUAAGAAGGCUGGCAACUAG